Amorphotheca resinae ATCC 22711 is the source of this 1479-nucleotide messenger RNA. RefSeq lists its product as hypothetical. Lineage: Eukaryota; Fungi; Ascomycota; Leotiomycetes; Helotiales; Amorphothecaceae. Gene Ontology annotation, biological process: L-valine catabolic process. Gene Ontology annotation, molecular function: 3-hydroxyisobutyryl-CoA hydrolase activity. Gene Ontology annotation, cellular component: mitochondrion. The record is from RefSeq and is a predicted model, not a curated record. Bases 1 to 1479 code for a protein of 492 amino acids. The transcript is spliced from 2 exons.
AUGCCUUUAAGAGCAAAGGUCACAAACCCUGCUUUUGCGGGCAAGGCACAGAUGGCUACAGCCUCCGGCCAAGAAUCAUCAUCGAAACCGAAGUCAAAGGAAGAAGUGCAAAUCAUCAAGGAGCUGCCAGGGGACGACAAGGAAGAUGUGCUCUUUGAUACCUUAUUCGGCCUCCGAACGAUCGAACUCAAUCGGCCGAAGAAGCUGCACUCCCUAAAUGGCUCCAUGGUUCGGAAGAUUGUCCCCAGAUUACAAGAAUGGGCAAAGUCAGAUAUGGCGAAUGUGAUUGUCAUCAAAGGCGCAGGUCCAAAGGCAUUUUGCGCCGGUGGAGACGUCACAGCUCUCGCCGAGGACAAUAAGGCAAAUGGAGAAGCGGGCCAACAAAGGUCGGCCGACUAUUUCGCACUCGAAUACAAGCUCGAUCAUCUAAUUGCAACAUAUUCGAAACCUUAUGUCGCAUUUAUGGAUGGUAUCACAAUGGGCGGAGGAGUUGGAUUGAGUAUACACGCCCCAUUUCGAAUAGCUACAGAGAGGACCCUUUUUGCCAUGCCGGAAACAACGAUCGGAUUUUUCCCAGAUGUUGGAGCUUCGUUCUUUUUACCUCGGAUGCCCGGAGCUGUUGGCACAUAUCUCGCUUUGACGAGUGAGAAACUGAAGGGGGUCAACGUAUUUUAUGCUGGUGUUGCAACACACUACAUUCACUCGACUUCCUUGCCUGCCCUUGAACGCCGCCUGGCUGAACUCAGAUUCAGAGACUAUCUAUCGCUUGAUGAACGGUUGAAUCUCAUCGAUUCCACUAUUGAAGAAUUCUGUACUGGGUUACCAUAUGAUGAACCCAUGCUUAUCAGUGGCGAACUGCGGAAUGCUAUUGAUCGCUGUUUUAGCAAGAACAGCGUUCCUGAGAUAAUUGCCGCAUUGGAAGCCGAGGAAGGCGAAACGAAAGAAUGGGCAGAAAACACCCUUGCCACAUUGCACAAACGAUCCCCUACGAGUGUUUAUGUGACGCUCCGGCAAAUGCGCCUGGGUCGAAAUUGGUCAAUUGCAGAAACAUUUCAACGGGAGCACCAGAUCGCGGCCAAGUUCAUGCGCCAUCCUGAUUUCACCGAGGGAGUACAUGCCCUGCUGAUUCGGAAAGAUGGGAAACCCCAAUGGCAGCCUGCUUCACUCGAAGCCGUCAAGCCGGGGGAUAACAUCGCGGAUCCAUUUUUCAAGGUCGAGGGAUCACAGCGGCUACGCUUGUUGAACAACGAAGACUUCCGUGAGUAUCCUUCCAGACGGUUUGGCAUGCCACAGGAGGAUGACGUCCGAAGGCUUAUAAGCCAAGGACCAUGGAGCCAGAAGGGAGUAGUGGACUACUUUGUGAGGCAGAGACAUGGGAAGCAAGGAGUGAAGGAAGUGGUUCAGGAGAUCGUGAAGAGAAAAACAAAGAAAGAAGCUGGACACCUUCUCUGGAUUGAAGGCCCUACUCCAGAGUUGUAG